GGAGGCGCCAGAGCAAACAAUCCGGACCGUUAAGCAAGUCACACGUUUUCCAAUUUUUGCAAAGUUGAGCGCAACAUGUGACAACUUCGUGUGUUAUUCAAAGAACAUGAAAUAAGAAGGCAAGCGUUUUAGCACGCACGGUGGAAUAAUUGUUUGGAUUUGUUGCACACACUUGCUGACGCCGAGAAAAGCGAAAGGAUGCGUUCUGCAAUUAAAGAGAUUUUUACAUGUCUGUUGGGGUCCAUGUCAUCAUUUGACAAUGGCUUGAUUUUCGGCUUUUCGGCGAUCGCGCUGCCGCAAAUGCAGCAUCAAGAGAGCUGGUUCCCUAUCACGGAAGAUGAGGCCUCAUGGAUAGCAAGUUUGCCUGCUCUAAGCUGUGCCAUUGGAAGCAUGUUGAUCAGUUACCUGAUGGACAACGUGGGCCGAAAGCGGUCCAUGCAGCUGCAGUGCGUGCCCCGCAUCAUCGGCUGGCUGUUCGUUGCUUUCGCGCCCAAUGUGUACUACAUUUAUGCAGGGCGCCUUCUUUCUGGACUCGGCGUUGGAAUGAUUGACUCCACAAUACAAGUGUACAUCAGCGAGGUGACAACGCCGAGUCUGCGAAACGUCCUCGGCUCGGUGCCGAGCGUGACUUUUGCGAUUGGUUUGUUGCAAGUGUAUAUGCUGGGCGCGUUAGGCCUGCAGUGGAACCUGGUGGCGACAUUUGGCGCCCUAGUGCCGUUGGUGAACCUUGUGGUGCUGUUCGUCCUGCCUGAGAGCCCUGCGUGGCUCAGGGCGAAGGGUAGGACGGAAGAAAUGAAGAAAGCACUGCAGUGGUUCGGCAAGAGCAGUGGCGGUGAAGAUCCUCAAAUUUCUACAAGCGAUUCAAAAGCCGAAACUGCAGAGUUGUCUGCGUGGCAGUGUCUGUUGUCACGCACCUCCCGGCGGCCGCUGCUCAUCAUGCUGGCCUUCUUCACCUUCCAGCAGUUUUGCGGCAUGAACGCUGUCACCUUCUACACGGUGCAAAUGUUCGAGUCGUCCGGCGACGGCGUGCUGAGCACCAACCAGGCAGCUAUUGUGAUCGGUGCCACCCGCCUACUGGUCGUCUGCCUGAGCUGCUGCCUGCUGUCCAGAGUCGGCCGCCGCACCGUCACCAUCAUCUCAGGCGCGGGCAUGGCCGUCAGUAUGACUGCCCUCGGCAUCGUUGUCCUCGCCACCGGCACGCCACCCCUCUUCGCCUCCCUCGCCUGCGUUGCCACCUUUAUUGCUUUCAACACUUUCGGUUUUUUCUCAAUACCUUGGGUGAUGUUGGGCGAAAUUAUCCCUGCAAACUGCCGUGGGCUGGCUUCAGGCUUGCUCUCAAGCGUUGCUUAUAUCUACAUUUUUACUGUUGUCAAGAUCUACCCAUUUGCUAUAAGCCUUUUUGGCGAAGGCGAAGUUUUCCUCGUUUUCGGCUGUGUCUCUGCUACAGGAACACUUUUUGUGUAUCUUAUUCUUCCUGAAACCAGAGGCAAAUCUCUGCAGGAAAUUCAGAACCUGUUUAAGAGAUAAUUGCCUAUAUGGAUAAAAUAUCUAAUUGUUUAGAUUUUAUAAAUUGUAAAUAUAAAUAUUGUUAAGCUUUCGA
Cloeon dipterum is the source of this 1600-nucleotide messenger RNA. RefSeq names its product facilitated trehalose transporter Tret1-like. Gene Ontology annotation, cellular component: membrane. Gene Ontology annotation, molecular function: transmembrane transporter activity. The record is from RefSeq and is a predicted model, not a curated record. Lineage: Eukaryota; Metazoa; Arthropoda; Insecta; Ephemeroptera; Baetidae. Bases 199 to 1527 code for a protein of 442 amino acids. Gene Ontology annotation, biological process: transmembrane transport. The transcript is spliced from 6 exons.